AUACACUUACAAUAUCAUCGCAAUGGCCAAGUUCCAAAUUCUGUUAGUGAUCGCCUGCGCCUGCCUAGUGGCAAUCAGUGAGGCACAGGUGCAACGUCAGCGCUUCUCAAACCAGCGUCUCAGCCGUGGACGUUCGCGUUCCUUUGCGCGCCAGGAGUUGGCGCCAGCAGCCGAUGCAGAUGCCGCCGUCACGCCAUAUCCAUCAGCCGAUGAACUGAAACCGGAGGUGCCUUUCGAUGAGGUAGCCGCACCAGCUGCCGCAGAUCCAACGCCCGAUGCCGUCUAUGGGCCACCAGAUGCGGCACCAGCGGCCAACAAUGUGCCCGACGAGGUCUACGGUCCGCCCGAUGUUGUCAGCAAUGAUUUGCCCGCCGCUGCCGAUGUGCCCGCCGAGCAGGCGCGUCUGGUGGCUGCCAGGCGAGCAGCGAACCUUCGUCGCGCCCAACCCAUCCGUCGUUUGGGUCCCGCCAAGCUGAGCGCUGUUCGUCGGGUUGUGAGACGCCUCUAAAUGCCUUACCAGAUGCAAACAGGUACAUUCCCUUUACCCAUGACGAUCGAAUGACGAAACAAUGUUCCAUGAUGACGGCAUGUCUACUACUAUAUAUAUAUAUACAGAGACACACCCAAUACACACACGCACACACACACAGAAGCACACACACCAUUUAUAGCAUAAAAUGAACUUUGGAUUAUAAGCAAUUGCAAAAUAAAAUGUUUG
Molecule: messenger RNA, 718 nt
Organism: Drosophila grimshawi
Lineage: Eukaryota; Metazoa; Arthropoda; Insecta; Diptera; Drosophilidae
Exons: 1
Coding region: 23-508 (161 amino acids)
Source: RefSeq, a predicted model, not a curated record